This is a messenger RNA of Jaminaea rosea, 4424 nucleotides long. RefSeq names its product multidrug efflux transporter AcrB transmembrane domain-containing protein. Lineage: Eukaryota; Fungi; Basidiomycota; Exobasidiomycetes; Microstromatales. Gene Ontology annotation, cellular component: membrane. Bases 40 to 4326 code for a protein of 1428 amino acids. The transcript has a single exon. The record is from RefSeq and is a predicted model, not a curated record.
CCCCAACCAUCACUGCCAUCUACCGCGCCACCAUCAAACAUGGCUUCUCUGGACAAUGAGCCAGGCGAAGGUCGCUGUGUCAUGCGCGGAGACUGCGGCAAGGCCAGUCUAUUCUCCCCCUCACUCCCCUGCGCCGUCGACCACGUCCCCGCCAGCGCCCCUGACGCAGCAUUGCGCUCGCAGAUCGAAGCCGUCUGCGGGCCCGACCUCGCCCAAGGAGACGUAUGCUGUACCUCUUCGCAAGUAGAAGCAUUAUCUGCCAAUCUCCAACAAGCAGAGGCACUCAUCUCCUCUUGCCCUGCCUGUCGGAACAAUUUCCGCAACUUCUUCUGCUCUUUCACCUGCUCACCCAAUCAGGCCCAAUUCCUCGACGUUUCGCGUACGCAGAAGACGUCGAAUCCGGGACCGGACGGGGACAUUGCAGUGAAGAGUGUCGAGUACUGGGUAUCAGACGCCUUCCGCAGCGGCUUCUUCGAUAGCUGCAAGGACGUCAAGUUUGGAGCGUCCAAUGGGUUUGCGAUGGACUUGCUCGGGGGAGGAGCAAAAGAAGCGGAUGGGUUCCUCAAAUUCAUGGGAGAUGAGAAGCCCCUCGUCGGGUCGCCCUUCCAGAUCAACUUCCCACACGGCAAUGAGUCGAGCUUUGAUCCCCCGCCAAGGGCGUGCUCGGAUGAGGAUCUGGCCUCGAGAUGCGCCUGCGUAGACUGCCCAGAUGUGUGCACCGUGCUGCCUCACGUCGAUCCCCCGCAGAGGGGAGAUAGGUGCACGGUGGGUGCUAUCUCGUGCUAUAGCUUUGCGCUCAUCAUCGUCUAUGCCCUGGCGCUCCUCGCCACCAUGGUGGGAUACGGUGCAGGCAAGUCGAGGAAGAAGAGGCGAAGGCGCAUGGGCAUCACGCAUCGAGCCAGCGGGAUUAGCGUGGCAAGCGAGGGCAGUGGGUACGAGCGAGUCAGGCUUAGCGGCGAAGAGGAAGGCACUCCGAGCGAGGGCGGCAGCCUCGGGCCAAGCUCAGAUGGUGCAUCGUCAGAACGAUCAGGUGGCGGAGGCCUACUUGGCGCCACUGGCCUCGGGCGCUGGGGCAGCGAUGCGACCCUCUCCCGCGGCCUCGCCUCGGGCCCCAUGGACGCCACGCAACCGCGCUCCUACGCUCUUGCCAAUUUCCUCAACUCCGCCUUCUACAAGCUCGGCAUUUUCGUCACCCACGCUCCCCUUCUCACCUUCGCCGGAGGGCUCAUCCUCGUCGCGCUGUGCAAUAUCGGCUGGUCGAGUUUCGUGGUCGAAACGGACCCGGUACGCCUUUGGGUGGCGCCCAACUCGGAGUCGAAGGUGAGGAAAGAAUACUUCGAUGAGCAUUUUGGACCCUUCUACCGGACGCAGCAGAUCUUCGUCAUGGAUGCGGAGGCGAAGGCCUUUGUGCAGAGCCCGGAUCAUCUGCAGAGGCUGAAUGAGGUGGGACAGCUUCCGCAAGCGUUGGACUUUGAGCGACUUCGGUGGUUGCAAGACGUCGAGGCUGCUGUCGGCCAGUUACGCUCAGAGCCGGAUGGCUACACGCUGGAAGACGUUUGCUUCUCGCCGACUGGACCAGGCAUUUGCGUUGUCCAGUCACCGCUGGGCUACUUUCAAGACGACCUCGACGGGUCAGGCAUCGACGAGACAAAUUGGGCAGAUCGACUGAACCGCUGCGCCCAAGCCCCCGCCGAGUGCCUGCCCCCCUUCGGCGCCCCCCUCAAGUCGAAUGUCAUCCUAGGCGGUAUACCGUCGACUAUUACCAACGGAAGCACGGAAGACGGCCGCCCCGGCCAACCGUCAGAUGCUCGCUCCGCCGUCGUCACUUACGUCGUCAACAACUCGCUCAAUGCAACCGAGGUAGCCAAGGCGCAGCAGUGGGAGCGCACUCUCGAGAACUUCCUGUUCGGCGUCGCAGGCGGAAUCCAUGGCGUGCCCGAGAAUGAUCUCGGACGACGUCGCCGCGAACUCGACCUCGAGGUCUCAAUCAGUACGGAGAGUAGCCUGCAGCAAGAGCUCGGCAGCUCUUCCAACACCGAUGGGCCCACCAUUGUCGCGUCGUACCUCCUCAUGUUCAUCUACGCUGCUUUGACCCUCGGUGGAGGCGGUCAUCGCCCUGUAGGCGGCAAUUCUCAGGGCAACAAGUGGCUCAGCUUCCUCCCUACACGGCAUCGCCUGCUCGUCCGCUCCAAGUUCACGCUGGGACUCUUUGGCAUCAUCAUGGUCCUCGCGUCCGUCUCCUCUGCCAUUGGCCUGCUCUCCGCCAUUGGUGUGAGCACGACGCUGAUCAUCGCAGAGGUGCUGCCCUUCCUCGUGCUCGCGGUCGGGGUGGACAACAUCUUCCUCUUGUCUAACGAGAUGGACCGCCAGUCCACGCUGGCUAGCACGGCGAACCCGUACUCUUCUGCUAGCCUGGCGCGCAGCGGGGCUUUGCCCUCUAUGCCAGACUUCGACUUCGAGAACGGGGACGAUGAUGACGAGGAGUACAGCGGCGCAAUGCAGCCCACUUACCACCUCUCAUCCAACGAACGAGCAGCGCGCUCUCUAGGACGUAUGGGCCCGUCAAUCCUUCUCUCUGCCAGCACGCAGAUCUCGGCCUUCCUCAUCGGCGCGCUCGUCCCCAUGCCAGCCGUGCGCAAUUUUGCGCUGUACGCGGCACUGAGCAUGUUCAUCGUCGUCUUUCUGCAGUGCACCUGCUUCGUCGCAGCUAUGAAGCUCGACGCCGAUCGCACGGAGAGUAGCAGGAUUGACUGCUUGCCCUGUCUCAAAUUGCCCGGCGCCAUCGCUCUCGGCUCAGGCAGCAUGGUACCGCACGCAAGCGAGGGAGUGCUGGGUCGCUUCAUUCGUCGCACAUACGCCUCGACACUGGUCAAGCCUUUUGUCAAGAAGCUCGUUCUGGUGGCAUUCAGUGCCCUCUUUGUCCUCUCCCUCAUCGGAGCGCACAAGGUAGAGAUGGGUCUAGAUCAGCGUCUGGCCCUGCCUGCCGACUCGUACCUUCGCGACUACUUCAAUUCGCUAGACGCCUUCCUCGAUGUGGGUCCACCGGCCUAUUUUGUCUCGCAAGCAGACGUGACGCACCGUCCAGGCCAGCAAGAGUUGUGCGGACGAUUCACAACAUGCGCUGACCUUUCAGUUGCAAACGUCCUCGAAGGGGAGCGCAAGCGCCCUGACGUCUCCUUCAUUGCCGAGCCAGCUUCGUCGUGGCUGGACGACUUCCUUACUUACCUGAAUCCUGUACUCGAGUCUUGCUGUCGAGUACGCAAGGCCAACCCCUCCCAAUUCUGCCUGCCAAGCGACCCAGACUUCCGCUGCAAGCCGUGCUUCGAGGGUCGUGAGCCGCCCUGGAACAUCACGCUGGACGGCAUGCCCGAGGAUGGGGAGUUCAUGCGCUACUUGGGACAUUGGCUGCAGAGCCCAACAAAUGAAGACUGCCCCCUGGGAGGACAGGCGUCCUACAGCUCUGCGGUAGACAUCAAUGCUGAGGGCAAGGAGGUCACAGCAAGCCACUUCAGGACGUACCAUACGCCCUUGCGGUCCCAAGCCGACUUCAUCGAUGCCUUGCGCUCAGCGGAGAGAAUAGUCGAGUCUAUCAAUGAGGCGAACCCGUCGCAGACCACCUUCCACUAUAGCAUCUUUGCCAUCUUCUUCGACCAGUACCUGCACCUACGCACGACUGCCGCUUUGGUCCUCAGCAGCGCCGGGCUCGCAAUCUUCCUCAUCACCUGGGUCCUGCUCGGCUCCUGGCGUACAUCAGCUGUAGUAGUCGCGUGCGUCAUCUCAGCCGUCACAGGCGUGGUGGGCUUCAUGGGCGCUGCCGGCAUUGGGUUCAACGCCCUCACCUUGGUCAACCUGACGGUCUGCUCAGCCAUCUGCGUCGAGUUCCAAGCACAUGUAGCCAAGGCAUUCAUGAAGGCUCCGUCCAGCCUGCCCCGCUCCCACCCUAUGGCGGGGAAGGAGAGAGACGAGAGAGCCUGGGCCGCUCUGGUCGAUGUGGGCGGAUCAGUCCUCUCGGGCAUUACGGGAACCAAGCUGGUGGGCAUCUCCGUCCUCGCCCUCACCAAGUCUGAGCUUCUCAAGCUCUACUAUGCCAAGAUGUGGGCAGCGCUUAUUCUGCUUGGAGCAUUGCACGGUCUUGUGCUCCUGCCCGUGCUGUUGAGCUACUAUGGUGGGAGUGGGUAUGCGAGCGAUGAGGAGGAAAGUGAAGUGAGGAGAAGGUUAUUGAGAGCGCAGGAUGCCGCGGAAUAUCGACCUUUUACAGCAGAAGAGGACGACGACGAGGAAGACGACGAGGAGGGAGGCAGCAUUGGCAGCGGGGGCAGUCGCUGAGCCGGAAGUGCUGUAGGUAUCAAUGACUUUCGCUUUCGCAUUUGUGGCCGCCUGGCCCUUUUGACCGGAAUUAGUAUCUUCUCUUUCGUCUAUUGGCU